CCGGGCCUGCUCGCGAAUCAGCAGCAGCGCAGACGGGACGGGAGAGAGCACGACAUCGAGGCAGAGGAGCGAGGCUGUGAUCCUUCGUCUGCGACUGCCAGUGGCCGCCUCCGUGAAGAUUUGGAUUCGCAUGUCGUAUUCCGUUGCGCUCUGUUGCCCUGUGACUCGUUGAUCGUCCGUCAGUCGUUCUCGAGAGGGCAGGCAGCACGGAGCGAGCGAGCGAGCAAUUCAACCGCUCGUCUCUGGCUCGGGUUCGGCCUCGUCCCUGUCUAUGGCGGUCUGUUUAGGCGCCCUACGCUACUUGCACUGCCACUGUUGCUGCCUCCUCUGCUAGAAUCCUCGACGCUUGUAGGCUCUGAAGCGGGGUGGGUGUGAAUCUUCGGAAUUGUCGUGCGGUGGGGCGGGCGUUUGAUCGUCGAGGGAGGGAGAAUUUUCAUCCGCUGGGGUUCAGAAGCGAGGAAUCUGCGCGCUGUCGAAUUUCGUAUCUAUGUCUAUGGCGGUGGUCUCGGUGCCUUCCGCAGUGCUCGCUCUGUCGCGCAGUCGGAGUGGUAGCGAUGGAUUGUUUCCUCUGGUCAGACCCUCGCAGGUAGGUUUUAGGCGGUGUGGCAAUUUUGAGGGUCCUCUUAGGUCCGCGUCGUUGAGACGAGGUGCUCACGCUCCCCAUCAGGGCAGUCGAUGGAUCAUCGCGUGCGAAGCUACGGGAAACGGUCGGGAUUUUGAGAAUCAGGCGAGCAGGAUUGCGGAGGAUGCCCGCAGGAAAGCGGAAGAGGCUGCCAAGGCUUUCACAGGCAAGGCGGAGGAGGUGUUCGAGCAGGCCAAGAGGAAAGCCGCAGAGUUCCAGAAGGACGAUGACUUGCAGGCCAAGCUGAACAAAUUCGCUCGAGCUGCCAUUCGAAAGCUGGAGGAGGUCGGGUACGAUGUCAAGAGAUGGGCUGCUAAGUUCGAUCGGGAGUAUGGGUUAACGGAGAAGGCACAACAGGCAUUCGAGUACGCUUCCGAGCAAGUGCAGAGCAUCGACCGCCAAUUAGGGGCUGGCCGGAAAGCUAGGGACCUCACGGCUGAUUUGCGUUUGAAAUGGCCUUCUUAUCGAAGGCAAAUCAGCACAUUCUUGGAGUCACCCGUGGGCAAGUCUGCUGCCACACUUUUCUUUUUCUGGCUACUUGUGUCCGGCUGGUUUUUCCGACUCUUACUUUUGUCCAUGUGGGUGAUUCCGUUCGUCCCUUUACUGCUGAGCAAAAUCGGAAAAGCCGCCAUCGUGCAGGGAAAUUGCCCAAAUUGCGGAAUGCAGUACGUGGGUGGCCGAAACCAAAUUGUGCAGUGCAGUCGUUGCCGAGGAGUAGUUUGGCAACCAAGAACAGAUUUCUCAAAGGAUUCCAAGGUUGAUCCUCAAAUUAUUGACAUAGACAUUGAUACGAAAUGAGGGGAACCCGAAUUCUUCAGCAGAUGGCUCUGUGGGUUCGAAGAAUCUGGCUGUUCUCUACACUUCUGCAGUCCAGGGAAUCAUCGGCAGAGAUAUCGAUUCCAUAUAGCUUUCUAUCGUCAACUUGAGAGCUUACUUGAUCCAUUUCUCUCUUGAAAGGAUCAGUCUUGUGCAGGCCUCUGUAUAUUCUUACCUGUCUAUAGCUUCGUUCAAUUUCAUCCACCAUGGUAGCCACGAGUGAGCUUUACUUUUUUGACACGAUUUAAAUUGUUACGUAUGAGACUGACAGCUUCCACUCUGGAAGCCGGUUUGAACUGGAGACACUCCGGCAGGCUAUUAUUUCAAUUCUCCUGUCUGAGGUUGGAAUAAUAGUAGCCUUCAUGCUUCGUCGGCUUGUAGAUGUCUGAUAUAGUACUUGGCUACAUAAUUGUCUGGUGGAGUUAUCUUCUGUGUCACACUCCCGAGAGAAGUAUGAAAGUCAGGCUGGAUAGUGUAAGCGGAGGAAAGAUGUAAGAAGAGAAGAGGUUUUAUUGUGUUCUUUCGCACAUGGCCCGAGGAGAACUACACGUAUGGGUUUGGACUGGACGUGUGGAUGUCAUUCAGAAUAUCU
Messenger RNA from Marchantia polymorpha subsp. ruderalis, 2030 nucleotides. The record is from the annotation of a GenBank genome assembly. Lineage: Eukaryota; Viridiplantae; Streptophyta; Marchantiopsida; Marchantiales; Marchantiaceae.